Messenger RNA from Psammomys obesus (fat sand rat), 4336 nucleotides. RefSeq names its product mitogen-activated protein kinase kinase kinase 7 (gene Map3k7). The record is from RefSeq and is a predicted model, not a curated record. Gene Ontology annotation, biological process: JNK cascade; protein phosphorylation; positive regulation of canonical NF-kappaB signal transduction. The coding region runs from base 142 to 1962 and encodes 606 amino acids. Gene Ontology annotation, molecular function: MAP kinase kinase kinase activity; magnesium ion binding; ATP binding. NCBI's taxonomy places the organism in Eukaryota, Metazoa, Chordata, Mammalia, Rodentia, Muridae. The transcript has 17 exons.
CGGAAGCGCUGAGGAGCCGAAGCCGGGACUCGGCGGUGGCCCGGGUCGGUCCCGCGCCACGGAGCGCCGGGCGGCGGGGCGGCGGGGCUCCGGGCUGCAGGGAGGUGCGCGCGUGCGGCCCCCCGGGCGCCGCGGGGGACCAUGUCGACAGCCUCCGCCGCCUCGUCCUCCUCCUCGUCUUCUGCCAGUGAGAUGAUCGAAGCGCCGUCGCAGGUCCUCAACUUCGAAGAGAUCGACUACAAGGAGAUCGAAGUGGAAGAGGUUGUUGGAAGAGGAGCUUUUGGAGUGGUUUGCAAGGCUAAGUGGAGAGCAAAGGAUGUUGCUAUUAAACAAAUAGAAAGUGAAUCUGAGAGGAAGGCUUUCAUUGUGGAGCUCCGGCAGUUGUCGCGUGUGAACCAUCCUAAUAUUGUAAAAUUGUAUGGAGCCUGCUUGAAUCCAGUAUGUCUUGUGAUGGAGUAUGCUGAGGGGGGCUCCUUGUACAAUGUGCUGCAUGGUGCUGAGCCAUUGCCUUAUUACACUGCUGCCCACGCCAUGAGCUGGUGUCUACAGUGUUCCCAGGGAGUGGCUUACCUGCACAGCAUGCAGCCCAAAGCCCUAAUUCACAGGGACCUCAAGCCUCCAAACCUGCUGCUGGUUGCAGGAGGGACAGUUCUAAAAAUCUGCGAUUUUGGUACAGCUUGUGAUAUCCAGACACACAUGACCAAUAAUAAAGGGAGUGCUGCUUGGAUGGCACCCGAAGUAUUUGAAGGUAGCAAUUACAGUGAAAAGUGUGAUGUCUUCAGCUGGGGUAUUAUCCUUUGGGAAGUGAUAACACGCCGGAAACCCUUUGAUGAGAUUGGUGGCCCAGCUUUCCGAAUCAUGUGGGCUGUUCAUAAUGGUACUCGACCACCACUGAUCAAAAAUUUACCUAAGCCCAUUGAGAGCCUGAUGACCCGCUGUUGGUCUAAGGACCCCUCUCAGCGCCCUUCAAUGGAGGAAAUUGUGAAAAUAAUGACUCACUUGAUGCGGUACUUUCCAGGAGCGGAUGAGCCGUUACAGUAUCCUUGUCAGUACUCUGACGAAGGGCAGAGCAACUCAGCCACCAGCACAGGCUCAUUUAUGGACAUUGCUUCUACAAAUACCAGUAAUAAAAGUGACACUAAUAUGGAACAAGUUCCUGCCACAAAUGAUACUAUUAAACGCUUAGAGUCAAAACUGUUGAAAAAUCAGGCAAAGCAACAGAGUGAAACCGGACGGCUGAGCCUGGGGGCCUCUCGUGGGAGCAGUGUGGAGAGCCUGCCCCCAGCUUCGGAGGGCAAGCGGAUGAGUGCUGACAUGUCUGAGAUAGAAGCCAGGAUCGUUGCCACUGCAGCCUAUUCCAAGCCUAAACGGGGCCACCGUAAAACCGCUUCAUUUGGCAACAUUCUGGAUGUCCCUGAGAUCGUCAUAUCAGGCAAUGGGCAACCAAGGCGUAGAUCCAUCCAAGACUUGACUGUCACUGGGCCAGAACCUGGUCAGGUGAGCAGUAGGUCAUCCAGUCCUAGUGUCAGAAUGAUCACUACCUCAGGACCAACCUCAGAGAAGCCAGCUCGCAGUCACCCAUGGACCCCUGAUGAUUCCACAGAUACCAAUGGUUCGGAUAACUCCAUCCCAAUGGCGUAUCUUACACUGGAUCACCAGCUGCAGCCUCUAGCACCGUGCCCAAACUCCAAAGAAUCCAUGGCAGUGUUUGAACAACACUGUAAGAUGGCACAGGAAUAUAUGAAAGUUCAAACCGAAAUCGCGUUGUUGCUUCAGAGAAAGCAAGAACUAGUUGCAGAAUUGGACCAGGAUGAAAAGGACCAGCAAAAUACAUCUCGUCUGGUACAGGAGCAUAAAAAGCUUUUAGAUGAAAACAAAAGCCUUUCUACUUACUACCAGCAAUGUAAAAAACAACUAGAGGUCAUCAGAAGCCAACAACAGAAACGACAAGGCACUUCAUGAUUCUCUGGGACCGUUAAAUUUUAAAAUAUGCAAAGACCUUUUUUUAAAAAGACAAACGAUAUGACAAUUUAUGAGUGUUAGCUUUUUGGCGUGUUCUGAAUGCCAAAUGCCUGUAUUUGCUGCAUUUGUUAUGUCACUUAUUUUUCUUCUUAUGGUGGAUAUACACUCCACUGUCUUGUUGCAUAAGAUGAUAGCACCUGUGACUUGGAAAGGGGAGCGUUCUCAGCUUCAGAGCACAUGCAAUGAACUUGGCUGUAUCUGCAUGCUCCUGGUGUGAGCUAGCUGACAGGUGGGGCUAUCCCUCCGGCUGCUGUGUGCAAGCAUCGUCCUCUUCUCUGUAGUGAAAGGUGGAACCUCAAGGAUUUUCUUCUUAGAGUUCAUCUCAAAAAUCUGUUACUUUUUUUUCCCCAAAAGAUGGUAUGCACCAACAUAAAGACAGGGUAUUAUAAAUAACUGGUGGUACAUUAUAGAAGGACAGAACGUUUAGACUGAGUUCAAAGACAGGGUUUUGUGCCAACACAUCCUGGAUCAAUACUAAACAUAGUUUCAUCUGUUAAUAGUAAAGGUAAGUGGUGGCAGCUGUGAUUGGUGAAAGCGAGGUUAGUGAUUUUCAUUAGGCUGAACAUCAUUCAUGAGAUGCUAAAUAUCAUGCUCUUUUUUUUACACCCUAAGAAUUUUCAGUUCUGGGUGGAGACAGAAGUUUUUCUGACUUUUAAUAUUAGUAGCAGAUGAAAUUUUAAAAAACAGAACAUGAUCUAGCUUAAAUGAUCCUUCUUGCAAAAAUUAUUGAACUAUUUUAUGAUAUAUUUGAAGAAAAUUGAAAAAAAAUAGAAACAUAAAUAAUUGGCCCAGCUAAAAAGGCUUGAAGUUAGAUGUCUGAUUGUUUUAAACAAUAAAGCAGGCAAACCAGGAGACCUGAGUAAGGAAGAUGAAAUAAAAUUAAACCAGCUCUCCAUAGCUAUUUGGAGGGUUUAUUCCUCUGAAGUCUGCUCUGGAAUGCCUGUUGUCUUCCCAUGCUUUUAAGAGAAUCUCAACACUUACAAAGAGAAUAUUUAUAUUGUUAGCAUUAAGUUUACUAUCAACCUUCAGAAUAACUUAAAGGUAAUAAUAAAAUGCCAUUGAAAAAAAUUAAUUCCCUAAGAUCUUUUUUUUUUUUCAGUCCAUGUUAACACGUUUUAAUAAUAGUACAAGAAUGUCUUUUAAAUAAGGGUGCCAUCAGCCUCACCUUUAUAGUGUUCAUGUUUGAAAGAGGACACUUUGGAACUGAAAGUAUGAUUGUUGUGGUCCUUAAAUGUCUAUGGUGUUCCUGCUCUGUUUCAGAUGAGCACAAGAAACUGUCAAAACUGUUCUUAAAAAUACUAAAGCAGCUAACUUUUCUUCCAUUAUUUUUUUCCUUUCUGAGUUUUACAGUGAAUCUGUAUACAAAUACUGUAUAAAAACAGUAAAGGUAAGGGACAGUUUGUAGUAACAUGUGUCUUCCUCAAAACCUUGUACUAGAAAGCUGCUGGGAGCUAAGGCUCUUCGUUCACACAAAUAAGGUUAUUAUUCCCAAAUUCUAAUAGGUGAAGUGAAUGUUGGGCUCAACAUUAAGAGUGAAAUAAGUCUGACACGGAAGGCAGCCGUAGUCUGAGACAAAGACCAGUGUCUGCCUGACGCUGCUGUCUGCAUACAGCUGGCACGCCACAGAAGGGGCAUGUCUCUGUUAUGCAGCUUGUCAAAAGUAUCUUGAAAUAUGAAUACUGAGGUUUGGCUUUCCACUAGAUUUCACAUUACAUUGUUGUAAUCUCAUUUCUAGUCAGAAGUUUGUUUAGCAAGAUCAUCCUACAACUAAAAGGAAAUUUCAUCAGCAGCAUCAUUAUAUACAGUCACUUGAUAAAGUUAUUCAGACAGGCAAAUGGAAGAAAGUGCUAAAUUUACUGAUGAUACCAGUGUCAGAAGGCUGUUAAGCAGUUGCUUGUUUGUGGUCAGUUCCUUUGGGCUUUUGGUACUGUAGUGGCCCUGGACAGCCACACUCGUGUUUCUUACAGUUCCAACUAUCCCAGAAGAUGAGAACGACACCAUGCAUACUUGAAAACCAUACCAGUUUCCUCCGUGUCGCUACCCAUAAAACCUUCAAAUAUCCAAAGUACCAAGGAGCCAAAUGUGUCACUAAUUCUUGUUCUACAGUGUGUUUAAGCAUCACUUUUUGGGUGGAAGUGGCAAACAGACAGACAGGUUUACUAAAAUGAUGUCUAAGAAUCAGUCAGUCCCUGCAUAGACACUAGCAGCAUUUUGUUCUCCCUUCCAGGAAGGAAGCAAAGUUGUAUAAUGUGGACAGAAAUCCUCCUCAACAAUAAAACUGUUCUGGGUUGAAUAAAGUCGGUUAAGAAUGUUA